UCUAAUUCAGCAGCACCAUUGUUAUACAUGGAUUAAGUAUGCGUUGUUAAAUGUAGUAGAUCUGCAUGGGAGUGGAAUAGCAAUUUGAAACGACGUAGAUGAAUAUGGGUUAUAAGAUCCCAGGGGCUGCAAUGGAUCGUGUUAGCCUGUUGUGGCGAUUAAGGCGUCGAGCCCGUCGAGGAGCUUUGUGCAUGGCGCUGUUUUGCGUGACCAUGGCUGUAUUGUACACACUGUGUGCUGAAAACAGUGUACCUGUCACCGAUGCGAUUUUUGGAGUGAGGGCGAGGACUCGAGCACAGCCACGAACACACUCCAUUGUAAAGGUUCUGCGAGGAGUGGGAGCAAAACCUAUAUAUGUGGACCCACAAAAACUUCCAGGGGUCAUUCCUGGAGACCCACAAAAACCUAUUCCUGUUCUCUCAUCCUCCAACAACACAGUGGACUUUGGACAGAAGCAGCAGCACUUGAAGAGCAAAGACAAUGAGCGACAUGGACUUCUGGCCUGGAUGCUGGGAAGACCAUUGAGACAGGCCCUUGAGACGAUCCUUGGUGGCCAAAGAAAAGGAGACACAGCCCAUCUUAAGAGAGACGAGUUCUUUGCACCAAAAGAAUUAAUGAGACAGAUUUGGGAUGAUGAAAUGUCCAGCAGCAUGCUUGGCAAAAGGCUGAGAAAAGUGGUGCAGAACUAUCAGGCAAUGAAUAAAUACGGAGUGAAGCUUUCUGAUUUGGAGUAUGCUGGGAAACGGCAUAAGCUAAGUGGCUCUGAGCUUCUGUGCGAACUUAAAGAGAUGGUAAAAGUCACCACAUUAACACCAGACAUGGAGCCAUUUGCCGGAUUGCCCUGGGCACCUCAACUGCCUGCGAGACCCCUGAUCUCUGACCUCGGCCCAUUUAAAACAUGUGCUGUUGUGUCUUCUGCAGGAUCCUUACGAAACUCUGGACUAGGAAAGGAGAUUGAUGACCAUGAUGCAGUUGUACGAUUUAAUGCUGCACCAACACAGGGCUUUGAGAAGGACGUAGGCUCUAAAACGACAGUGCGUUUGAUCAAUUCUCAGGUCAUGGCAUCAGAAGAUUACCACUUCCUGUCCAGUUCUUUAUACAGUACUGGCACAUUAGUAGCCUGGGAUCCUGCACCCUAUUCGUCUGAUCUAAAUGAGUGGUACAACAAGACAGAUUAUCCGAUAUUUAAACAAUAUCAGCGGUACAGACGACUGCACCCUCAACAGCCAUUUUAUAUUCUGCAUCCAAGCAUGGAAUGGCAACUGUGGAAACGAAUACAAGAAAACAUGGUUGAGCCUAUCCAAAAGAACCCACCAUCUUCAGGCUUGUUGGGAACCAUAAUGAUGAUGUCAGUGUGUGACGUGGUACAUGUCUAUGAGUUCCUGCCGUCACGGCGCAGGACUGAGCUCUGCCAUUACUACCAGCGCUUCAUCGAUGCGGCUUGCACUCUUGGCGCCUACCAUCCACUGCUCUACGAGAAGAACCUAGUAAAAAGAAUGAACCAGGGUUCUGAUAAAGACAUCUACACUUAUGGCAGGGUUACAUUGCCUGGAUUCAGAACAUUUAACUGCAUGCGUAAUUCCAACUACUCUAUGCUUUCAGAGGCGUAG
Molecule: messenger RNA, 1610 nt
Organism: Trichomycterus rosablanca
Lineage: Eukaryota; Metazoa; Chordata; Actinopteri; Siluriformes; Trichomycteridae
Gene: st6gal1
Product: ST6 beta-galactosamide alpha-2,6-sialyltranferase 1
Exons: 8
Coding region: 99-1610 (503 amino acids)
Biological process (GO): sialylation
Cellular component (GO): Golgi apparatus
Molecular function (GO): beta-galactoside alpha-2,6-sialyltransferase activity
Source: RefSeq, a predicted model, not a curated record